ACAGCCGUCAUGUAUGCGGGACGCAAGCGGAGAAAACCCGUCCAGAGAGCGGUGAAGCAGGCGCCAACCGAAGGGGCCAAGUCCAACCCGUCCAAGCGGCACCGAGACCGGUUGAACGGGGAGUUGGAGCGGUUGGCCAGCCUGCUGCCGUUCCCCGAGGAGGUCACCGCCAGUCUGGACAAGCUCUCUAUCCUUCGCCUGAGCGUCAGCUACCUGCGGGCCAAGAACUUCUUCUCCGUCGCCCUGACCGGAGCGACUCCCCCUCCGGUGAACGAUGACGACAGCAAAGCGGAGGCCAAGAUUCCUGAAGGCGAGCUGUUGCUGCAGGCUCUCAACGGGUUCGUCAUGGUGCUCACGGCCGGCGGGACCAUCUUCUACUCCUCUCACACCAUCCAGGACUACCUGGGCUUCCACCAGACCGACGUCAUGCACCAGAGUGUGUUCGAGCUGGUCCACACGGAGGACCAGCAGGAGCUCAGGAGGAACCUGCACUGGGCCUUGAAUCCUCCUGCGGCCGCCGCGCCCGCCAUCACCCAGGACUCCCCCCAAGAGAUGGAGCCGGACAGCAGCUCGUCCGUGGUCACCUACAAACCCGAUCAGCUUCCCCCGGAGAACUCGUCCUUCCUGGAGAGGAGCUUCAUGUGUCGCUUCCGCUGCCUGCUGGACAACUCCUCCGGCUUCCUGGCUCUGAACAUCCAGGGCCGACUGAAGUUCCUGCGCGGGCAGAACCAGCGGCAGGAGAACGGAGGGAAGGCGCCGCCUCAGCUCGCGCUGUUCGCCAUCGCGACUCCUCUGCAGCCGCCGUCCAUCCUGGAGAUCAGGACCAAGAACAUGAUCUUCAGAACCAAACACAAGCUGGACUUCACGCCUCUGGCCUGCGAUGCAAAGGGGAAGAUCGUCCUGGGCUACACGGAGGCUGAACUGCGGGUUCGAGGUUCUGGCUAUCAGUUCAUCCACGCGGCGGAUAUGUUGUACUGCGCGGAGAACCACGUCAGAAUGAUGAAGACUGGAGAGAGCGGACUGACGGUGUUCAGGCUCCUCACCAAGGAGAACCGAUGGAAGUGGGUCCAGGCCAACGCCAGGCUGGUGUACAAGAACAGCAAGCCGGACUACAUCAUCGCCACCCAGAGGCCUCUCCUUGACGAAGAGGGAGGAGAGCACCUGUGUAAGCGCUCCAUGCAUCUGCCCUUCACCUACGCCACGGGCGAGGCCCUGCUCUACCAGUCCAACCAUCCCUUAGCGGCCUUCAGAGACGGUGGCCACGAGAAAAACGGCAGCAAGUCGAAGAAGAGCCGGACUGAAAGGAUGUUGAGGGACGGCCUGGACCCCGGCUCUCUCCUCGGGGCGCUCAUGAGUCAGGACGAGUCGGUGUACGUUUGCCAGCCGGCCCCGGAGCCCAAGAUGUCGUUCCACAGCUUCUUUGGGGAACAAAUGGGCUUCUCGGACUCGGAACCCUCCUCCGGCUUGCACGGGAGCUGGGACGAGCAACAGCUCGGCAACAGCUUCGACCCGCUGCUGGCCACUCUGGACUCCCUCUCCCUGGAGGGUCACGGGGUCGUGGAUUCGGAAGAGGGCGGCUGUUCGAACGGCGAUCUGUUCGGCGCUCUGGAAGGUCUGGGGCUGAGCGCCGAGGACCUGGAGCUGCUGCUGCUGGACGAGCGGAUGAUCAGGGUCGAGAUGGACCCCGAGCGCGUGCCCACCUUGGACGACCUCCUGACGAACGACGAGAUCCUCUCGUACAUCUACGACUCCAUAGAGGGGAAGACGGAGAACGCGGAGCGCCAGGGGGCGGCGGCGCCGCUGGGCUCCACCGCCGCCACGGCGUCGCUCCCCGAAAGCGACGCCCCUUCGGACGCCGACGCGCAAAUGCAGUUUCCUCACCACAAGCCUCCCCUGGUGGGCCACGCCCCCAUCCUCCAACUGUCCCAGCAGAUGCAGCAGCACCUCAGCGUGCGGCCGGAUAAGGCGGCGCACGACUGGAACCAGCAGGGCAACCAUCUGGCCGGCGCCUUAGUCAACGGAGAGCUGCCGGGCCAAAACCAAUCCAUCGCCAAUGGGCAAUGGGCGGCUCAAGACCUCCUGGUCGCCGCGGGGAUACAGCACUACAAAACGCAACAGGCGGUUUUCAAUGGCAAGGUCUCGGAGCUGGACGGGGAGCUUCACCAACGCUACCUCCAGCACCAGCAGCAGCAGACCAGAGUGCAGAACCAUCUCUCACAGCAGUGCCGUGCCGACCAGAAGGCGAGCAACCUCAACGGCCUGCGCGGCAUCUCCGGCGUCGAGCACGCGGCGGGCAAAUCCCCGUGGCCGGACUACGGCUUCGGUCCGGGUCGCCUCGAGAACGGACGGAGACCCCCGAGGAACGCCUCGCUAGACCCUCGCGUGGAUUACGACGUGCCGGACAUCGACGUUGCGGAUUACGCCGCGGGCGGUUUGUUCGGGAGGAACGGGCGACAGCGCGGGGGCGCGGCCGAGUCCGCCGCGUCGGCCUUCCAGGCGGCGAACCGCAAACUGCAGCCGGAGCAGAUCCCGGUUCCUUUGGCGCAGGUCCUCUCCGGCCUGUCGCAGUGCCCUCCCCCCAACGUCUCCCUGGAGCAGAUCCUCGGGGUGGGCAAGCCCUGCCGGCAGUUGGACCACUACGCCAUGGUGGCCCCUGAGAUCCCCCACGACCCCCCCGCUCCCAACAAGAUGGAGAACGGCCUCCUCCUGAGCAGUAAUUACCCAGGGGGCCGUGCGCUGCUGCCCAAUAGGAACGGAGCAGCGCCCCCUACAGUCCAGAUGCCCGUCCCUGAGACUCUGUCCAGCCUCCCCGACUACCUCUGA
Cyclopterus lumpus (lumpfish) is the source of this 2823-nucleotide messenger RNA. Its product is annotated as aryl hydrocarbon receptor-like. Gene Ontology annotation, cellular component: aryl hydrocarbon receptor complex; nucleus. Gene Ontology annotation, biological process: regulation of transcription by RNA polymerase II. NCBI's taxonomy places the organism in Eukaryota, Metazoa, Chordata, Actinopteri, Perciformes, Cyclopteridae. The transcript is spliced from 11 exons. Gene Ontology annotation, molecular function: nuclear receptor activity; transcription cis-regulatory region binding; protein dimerization activity. The record is from RefSeq and is a predicted model, not a curated record. The coding region runs from base 10 to 2823 and encodes 937 amino acids.